This is a messenger RNA of Chilo suppressalis (striped riceborer), 625 nucleotides long. NCBI's taxonomy places the organism in Eukaryota, Metazoa, Arthropoda, Insecta, Lepidoptera, Crambidae. The record is from the annotation of a GenBank genome assembly.
AUGAAGCACUAUGUUGCAGCUCUGCGUAUUCGUCGUUUGGAGAAUUUAGAGGUGGAUUUGAUUUUUUCAAUGAUGAGGUACGUGAAUAUUGCGGUUACGGAAUCUAAUGUUGACUCCGUACGACAACUAAUUAAAACUGCUCUGCGUAUUCGUCGUUUGGAGAAUUUAGAGGUGGAUACGAUUAUCUCAAUGAUGAGGUACGUAAAUAUCGCGGUUACAGAAUCUAAUAUUGACUCCAAAAUUAUAUCGACUAUGAAGUUCGCAAUUGUGUUGGCCGUUGCUCUGGUGUCCGUGGUUGCUGAGGAGACAUACAGUACGGAGAACGAUAAUUUCGACUUGGGCGCAGUACUCGCUGAUGUAGAGAAAUUGCGCCCGUUCUCUGGAUGUUUCUUGGACAAGAAUCCAUGCGAUGACCUUACUAGCGCCUUCAAGAAGGACAUACCAGAAGCUGUUCAGCAAGCUUGUGCUAAAUGCAAUGACCGACAGAAGCAACUAAUGAAGCAGUACUUGGAGGGUAUCAAGGAGAAGUUACCCCAGGACUACGUGGAUUUCAAGAAGAAGUACGACCCUGAAAACAAAUACUUUGAAAAUUUAAACAAGGCAGUUGGAAUCGCUUAAAUUAUAU